Molecule: messenger RNA, 1283 nt
Organism: Asparagus officinalis (garden asparagus)
Lineage: Eukaryota; Viridiplantae; Streptophyta; Magnoliopsida; Asparagales; Asparagaceae
Product: alliin lyase-like
Exons: 5
Coding region: 4-1212 (402 amino acids)
Biological process (GO): amino acid metabolic process
Molecular function (GO): carbon-sulfur lyase activity; transaminase activity
Source: RefSeq, a predicted model, not a curated record
GCCAUGUCGUGCUCUGGCCAUGGCCGAGCUUUUCUCGACAGCGUCGUCGUCAACGGAGUGCCCAUGUGCGAGUGCAACACGUGCUACUCCGGCCCUGACUGCUCCGUGCUCUUGCCGGACUGCCCAAUCGAUGUCUAUAGUGGAGACCCAGUGUUCCUUGAGCCAUACUGGCGGAAACACGCAGCGAGCAGCGCAGUCCUGCUCUCAGGAUGGCACCGCAUGACCUACGAACAAACGGGCAAACACCACAUCUCCCUCGAGCUCGAGAAGUGCAUCCGCCUCCUCCACGAUUCCGUCGGCAAUGCUGUGACCAAGGACAGGUUCAUCGCCUUUGGCACCGGAGCAACUCAGCUCAUGAACGCUCUCGUCUACGCAUUGUCUCCUGAUGCCGCCAACAAUCUCUCGGUUCCUGCUGCGAGAGUCGUCGCAGCUGUUCCUUACUACGCGGUGUUCAAGACGCAAACCGAAAUGUUCGACUUCAGGGCUAACAAAUGGGAAGGAAGCGCAUCCGACUGGAAAAACUCAUCGAACAAAUACGACUUCAUAGAAUUCGUGACUUCACCGAACAACCCCGACGGACUCUUCCAACAGUCGGUCCUCGGAGGCGCCUCGGUCAUCUACGACCUCUGCUACUACUGGCCCCACUAUUCUGCCAUCCUAUCUCCGGCCGACGAGGAUGUCAUGCUGUUCUCCAUGUCUAAAAUGUCCGGCCACGCCAGCAGCAGAUUCGGGUGGGCUCUGCUGAAGGAUGAGAAAAUUUUUCGGAAAGUAUUGUAUUAUGUCAAUCAGAAUGUAAUCGGGACUUCUGGCGAUACUCACCUCAGAAUGCUGAAGAUCAUCAAGACCAUCCUCUCAGGGAUGCGGACUAAAGAAGACAUGUUCGAGUUUGGUUAUGAGACGAUGAGGGAAAGAUGGAAGAGAUUUAAUGAGCUCAUCUCUUCUUCCGAAAUAUUCUCUCUUCAGAAACUCGCUCCUCAUAACUGCACUUACUUCAAGAAAGCCAAGGAUCCUUCUCCAGCAUACGGUUGGUUGAAGUGUGAGAUGGAGGAAGACCGAGAUUGUGAAGAUGUUCUGAAGAGAGGGGGCAUAAUUAGUCAAGGUGGUAUAAAUUUUGGGGCAGAUAGACGCUAUACUCGCCUGAGUAUCAUGAAGACGCAGGAUGACUUCGAGCUGUUGAUGAAGAAGAUGGAAGCUAUCAUCAGUUUAAAGUGAAGUUCAAAUAAUUUAUGUGUAUGAUUAUUUUUAUAUAUUGAAAAUAAAGGCAAGAUUGUGCUGCUGCUUCA